AUGGAGAUAGAGGAAGAUAUGACUUUGCUAAUGGAGAAUGAUUCUACAACUAUUGGAGAUCUUGAUACUUAUCAUCUUUAUCUAUUCAAGAUACCAUCCCUAAUAAGUGCUAGGAAGAUUUUGACAACUUGUUCAUCAAAUGUUAACAAAAGUGGCCACAAUAUCAAACCUCUUAACAAUGAAGCUAUAGAUAGCUGCUUUGAAGAUCUCAACUCAAGUUUUGAUCACAAUCAUUUAGUUAUUCAAGGCCUAGUAGCUAAACAUUUCAAGCUCUCAAGUAUUCAUGAAUGGGACAUGAAUGCAAUAACAAGUGCUGUCAAAGGGAAAGACAGUUUUAUAGUUCAACCAACUGGCACAGGAAAAUCAAUGUGCUAUGUUAUUCCACCAUUACUUACUAGAAAGUUGGCCAUUGUUAUUUCACUGACAAUAAGUCUCAUGUGUGAUCAAGUACAUAAGAUGGAAAAGCAUGGCGUAUUUGCUACAUUCCUCAGUUCUGCUCAAAAGCACAACAUAUCAAAUAACUUGCAGAAAUACACUCAUGUUUAG
Molecule: messenger RNA, 546 nt
Organism: Amphimedon queenslandica
Lineage: Eukaryota; Metazoa; Porifera; Demospongiae; Haplosclerida; Niphatidae
Product: ATP-dependent DNA helicase Q-like SIM
Exons: 3
Coding region: 1-546 (181 amino acids)
Biological process (GO): double-strand break repair via homologous recombination
Cellular component (GO): nucleus; chromosome; cytoplasm
Molecular function (GO): four-way junction helicase activity; nucleic acid binding; 3'-5' DNA helicase activity
Source: RefSeq, a predicted model, not a curated record